CUGACCUUCGUCAACUCUGGACUCAAUCUGCUGGAAGAACAAAAAAUGACCUCAAAGAAGUGUGAAACUAAAGAAUCUUCAGAGACACACUUCUACCAGAUUGCUGUGGACAAGGCCUUACAGAGUCCAAAUGGACACCUGGACUUGUUCCUCCGCUUCCUCCUGGGUCUUUCACUGCAGACCAAUCAGACUCUCCUGCGAGGCCUGCUCACACAGACAGGAAGUAGCUCGCUGACCAAUCAGGAAACGGUUCAGUACAUCAAGGAGAAGCUCAGUAACAAUCUGUCUGCAGAGAAAAGCAUAAAUCUGUUCCACUGUCUGAAUGAACUGAAUGACCGUUCUUUAGUGGAGGAGGUCCAACAGUCCCUGAGAUCAGGAAGUCUGUCCACAGAUAAAGUGUCUCCUGCUCAGUGGUCAGCUCUGACCUUCAUCUUACUGUCAUCAGAAAAAGAUCUGGAUGUGUUUGACCUGAAGAAAUAUUCUGCUUCAGAGGAGGCUCUUCUGGGGCUGCUGCCAGUGAUCAAAGUCUCCCACAAAGCUCUGCUGAGUGUCUGUGAGCUGUCAAUGACAGGCUGUGAAGCUCUGACUUCAGUACUCAGUUUCAAGUCCUCUAGUCUGAGAGAGCUGGACCUGAGUAUCAACAGCUUGGAUGAUUCAGGUGUGAAGCUUCUCUGA
Oreochromis niloticus (Nile tilapia) is the source of this 675-nucleotide messenger RNA. RefSeq names its product NLR family CARD domain-containing protein 3-like. Bases 46 to 675 code for a protein of 209 amino acids. NCBI's taxonomy places the organism in Eukaryota, Metazoa, Chordata, Actinopteri, Cichliformes, Cichlidae. The transcript is spliced from 3 exons. The record is from RefSeq and is a predicted model, not a curated record.